Molecule: messenger RNA, 974 nt
Organism: Aspergillus saccharolyticus JOP 1030-1
Lineage: Eukaryota; Fungi; Ascomycota; Eurotiomycetes; Eurotiales; Aspergillaceae
Exons: 2
Coding region: 299-730 (143 amino acids)
Source: RefSeq, a predicted model, not a curated record
GGGAGGUUGACAAUUGACUUGGAUCGUCAAUUCCAAUGCUUCGAGGAGGCGCGAGUGAACGCGGUCCUAGGAUCGCCCUCACUUCUCCUUAGAAGUGCCCUGGAAAGAUGCUAACUUAUAAAGCUUGUCCUCGUCUUCACUAUCCUCAGAGGAAAGCAGGCAUGGUAUUCGGCUUCGACACCUUUAUUCUCCAUUCUUUUCCUAUUGUUUGUCUGUCAUUCGCCUAGGCUACAGAUCGCCUCGUCUAGUACGCCUGUCCCCUCUUUGAUCACAAUCUCGAUUCAUAUUGCCAAUAAAAAUGGCCCGUUUCAGCCUCUCCAUCCUUUUCCUCUGCCUGUUUGUGGCUCUGAUGGCUUCUGCCAUGCCCAUCAAACGUGACGAUGUCGCCAAUGACAGCAACUCUGCCAUGGAAGGGCUCGAGUCCGCCGCCAAGGCGAUGAAGGAGAUGAUCCAAAAAUACAAAGAAGCGGAAGCCCAGGAGGCGAAUGACAACUCGAACACCGCGUCUGACAACCAGCCCGCCAACGCCGGCGAGACGGAGAACAAGAACAGCCCGAUGGACGACAGCACAACCUCCACUUCUACCACUCCUGCGGAAUCUACUCCAGCUGCCAGUGCCGCCGCUCAGCCUCCCAAGCCUAGCAACACCCACAUUGUGAAUAACAGUCCUCUAUCAAACUUGCCCCUUAUCGGUGGUCUGUUGAGCGGUGGUGGUUUGCCGAAUCUGUGAGAAAUGCACUUGGCCGAUGUCGUUAGUGGUGUGAUUGGGUACUGCCGGUGAUUCUGACAUUAGGUGUUUGUAUGUAUUGUUUCGAUGCCUGCGCGAGGCAUGAUCUUCAUGUUUCGAAUACUCUGAAUUAGGGAAAUUUUGGGACGUCUUGGGAUGUGGCUUAGUCGCAUGAACGGAUGCUAUAGAAUAGUCCUUAGGAUAGCUGAUCGAGCAAAGUGAAACACGAGAAUAAAAUAUAUGAGAU